AUGAACGGACAAACGAAAAGCGGGCGGGGGCGGCGGGGGAGUCUCGCCAAGGUCGAGCCAACCAAGGACCGCGAGGUGGAAAAGAAGGACUUCUGCCUCUUCUACAUCUGCGAGCUACUCAACGUGAUUUAUUCCACAUACAGAAACAGCAAGCCUAUGUACGUGCAUUUUGUGUGUUCCGAGGAGCGAGGAAGCGAAAGCGAAGGGGAGAGCGAGUGUGGAAGCGACAACAAAAGUGGAAGCAAACGAGAGAGCACGAGGAAACGUGGAAGCACAAGGAAACGAGAGAGCACAGGAAAACGUGAGAGAACAAGCAAAGAUGAAAUCACAGGCAAAGAUAAACGUAGAAGCGAACAUGAACGUAGCUGUGUAGCCCAGAGGAAACGUUUCCACUACACCCCUAACUCGGUGCUGGAGCAAUAUUUCCCUGAACACUUUAAGAACGUGCACUUCCUCUGUGCGCAUUAUGCCAUGUGGGAAAAUCAGCCAAAUAAUGAUGAGAACAAAGGUGAUUCCCCCGGCAGAACCAACCUUAACGAUAUAUCAAAGAAGCGGAAAAGGAGAGGUCUCACCGACAGUGCUGCUGAACAGAGCAACUCAACUUAUCGAAAGGAAGAGACCUUUUACUUUAUCUUCACCUUUUACAUGCAGCCGAAUUUUUUAUGGGAGGAAAUCAACAUACCUAUAUUUCACGACAAGGGAUAUAUAGAGUGCAAAUUUGAUUGCAUUAGCAAUUUGGUGAAAUUGAAUGACGUGGUGCAUUUGACAAACCGGGUCAAGUUGCAGACACAUAAUCAGACGCUGAUUCAGUGCAUUCAAGGGGGGGUAGCAAGCGGCGGCGUCUCGAACGAGGGUGCUCCCAAUGGGGGUAAUCCCAAUACGAGCCUUCUCAAUGGGGGUAAUCCCAAUACGAGCCUUCCCAACGGAGGUUAUCCCAAUACGAUCCUUCUCAGCGGAGUUAACUCCACUAACCAGCGAAGGGGAGAUGUGCACCUCCUGCCCUUUUUCAUCUCAAGUCACUGCAUGCGCAGAAAUGACCCCGUGUGCCUCACCAGAGUGAUCACCUGUAACGAUAGGGGCGUGUACUGUAAGAGGGACGAGGGAAAGGAUCUUCCCAUUCAGCUGCUUCUUCUCGUUCGGAAGAAGCUCCACAAAACGCUGAAGAGUAUGGAGAGGGACGCAGCCCUGGUGUGCCAUCUGAGGAGAAACGAGACGAAGGGGGGGGACUACACAAAGGGGGAUUACGCAAAAGAGGACUACGCAAAAGGGGACUACGCAAAAGGGGACUCGCCCAAGUUCGUUCUCGCCAAAGAGGACCCACCGAAAAAUCGUUCCGACAUGACUGCCACAAUUCGAAGUGAUGAACAUUCCGACGGAACCGGCCGAGCUAGCGGCCGAAGCAGCGCCCGAACUAGUAGUCGAACCAUCGGCCCCACCACCGGCCGAACCACCGGCAGCAGAAUAGGAGACAUACACACGGAUCGUCCAAAUUCGAAGAAUGCACGGGACAAUCUGGCCGGGGUCGAUUACGAUGAGAUUCACAAGCUGAUCAAUUGCACAGAAACGAUUUUCAAAAAAAGGAUCCCAGACCAGCAGCUGGAGAAAUUGCUCCUGCGCAUGCGGACCAGGGGGAAUGCCCACAGUGAGGUAACGCGGGGGAGUCUCUCCAACCUGGGCAGCGCCGCUAACAGCGCUAACCUGGGAAACAUCGCCAACUUUUCUAACAUUGGGAACGUGGCCGACAUAGCAAACCUCGCCAGUAUUGCUCAGCUGACCACCCCUGGUGGGGGUCUCCCCCCCAACAGGACGAACUUCCCAAAAAAGGAAGCCAUGGAUGUCCACCUGGGCAUUGAAGACUACUAUGAAUUCGUCCGCUCCGGCAAAAAUGAAUUAAAAAAUACGUUACUAGACCCCUCGCAGCUCGGCAUUGAUGUUAACAAGACGAGCAAAAAGAACAAAUUUGUGUGA
This is a messenger RNA of Plasmodium inui San Antonio 1, 1968 nucleotides long. RefSeq lists its product as hypothetical. Lineage: Eukaryota; Apicomplexa; Aconoidasida; Haemosporida; Plasmodiidae. The coding region runs from base 1 to 1968 and encodes 655 amino acids. The transcript has a single exon. The record is from RefSeq and is a predicted model, not a curated record.